This is a messenger RNA of Caenorhabditis briggsae, 1425 nucleotides long. It is a transcript of the gene Cbr-tag-275, whose product is annotated as Protein CBR-TAG-275. The record is from RefSeq and is a predicted model, not a curated record. Gene Ontology annotation, biological process: membrane protein ectodomain proteolysis. Lineage: Eukaryota; Metazoa; Nematoda; Chromadorea; Rhabditida; Rhabditidae. The transcript has 12 exons. Bases 1 to 1425 code for a protein of 474 amino acids. Gene Ontology annotation, molecular function: metalloendopeptidase activity.
AUGCGCGAAUUAUCAAUUAUUCUGGUUUCUAGCCUUUCUUUUUUCUUGUUUGGGGUAGCACUAUCAGUGGAGCAGAAACACAUCGAAUAUGGAGCGGCUGUAUGGGGAGCGAAGGCACCGGAUUACAGUCUGGCUUCCACGGAUUCUGGUACAACGGUUUUCAUUCGAAGCUUGAUUUUUGUAGAUAACAAAACUACCUCAUAUUAUGAAUUCGAUAUGAUUCGUGUGAAAUUGAACAUCAUGAAAAUGGUAGACGAAGCCAAUCAGUACUUGAACCAACUUGGAGUAGGUUUGAUUGUCGUCGGUAUUCUGCAAACAAAUCGUGGAGAUCUUAGUCUACAAUCCUUCCAUGAAUACCGAGACGCACGAAUCCACAAACUUCCGGAACACGAAUUCGCCACUCUCAUAUCAUACAAGUACGCUGGUGGAUUAGCCUAUGUGAAUGGAAUGUGUUCAUCACACUCAGUGUCUCUUUCUGGAUUCUAUCCAAAUGAGCCGAGAGCGAUGGGAUCGAUAUUUUUCCAUGAGGUGGCUCACCUGGUUGGAGUACCACAUCGAGAUGUCAACGAGUCAAUUUAUGUGCCGAAUUGUCAAUGUACACCGAUAGAUUCGAAAAAAGAGGAUGGGUGUUUGAAAAUACCUGGUUUCGAUCAUGACUGCACUGUUCAACAAUUCGUGAACACCAUCUACAAGAACAAGUGCAUUCAAAAAGAGCCCAUUUUCAAAGAGAGUGAGCCGGUCUGUGGAAACGGAGUUCUCGAAGAAGGCGAAGACUGUGAUUGUGGGUUGCCGGGGCGGUGCAACGACCUCAAUUGUCAACCGCACACUUGCCGAUUCUUCAUGCAUCCAUUUUUCCUGGUCCUCAUUCUCGUUUCGUUUGUCGUCUUCUUCUUGAUUGCCACUUUUUUGACACUACGAAAAUACAGUGGAACAAUGCUAAACUGCUUCAAGAUGUAUAAAUCGAAACAUGACAGAGGAAAUUCGAGUCCAUAUACGAAUGGACAAAUUCAGAUAUUGGCAGCGAGUCCGUACCAGAAUAGAAAAAUGUCUCAUUCUUCGAUCUCGGGAAGCAACACUAUCCUUGUAUCUAACGACUCUCGAUUUGCUACCAUCCAAAGGCCGAAGGUUCCUCCACCGCCACCACCACCAAAAACAACGAUUCAAGUUGUUGCACCUAGUGCUGGGCAGCCAUAUGAAUCUAACAAAGUCUUUGGAUCAUAUCGUGAAAGUUUCUAUGAUGAUUUCUCAGAUGACGAAUUCGAAGAGCCAGAAGUGCCAUCAGCCUACCCACUGCCUCCUGGAGUGCCAACUUGCCCAUCAUACCCGCCAAAUGCUCCAAUAAAUCGAGUAACGGUUGAACUUCAAUCACCACGUACCAACAGCACUGCAACAACAUCCAAUUCAACAUCGUCGUUUUCAUUUUAA